Dibothriocephalus latus is the source of this 402-nucleotide messenger RNA. NCBI's taxonomy places the organism in Eukaryota, Metazoa, Platyhelminthes, Cestoda, Diphyllobothriidea, Diphyllobothriidae. The record is from the annotation of a GenBank genome assembly.
AUGGCGCUGUCUUCAAAGCAUGGCAAAUCGGAGCGCAACAAACAGAGGCUGUUUGGAUACGCAAAUAAAGUCGUCAACGCCGGAGAUGACCGAAACCGCCCCCCUCCCUCUUCUGAGGGCCACCGAGUCGAUCCGGUUUUCCCAACUUACUUCUGGUUGCCAUCAGACAAGAUUUCAGCAGGCUCCAGUUCGUCCAUUUGUUCACACUACACUGCAGCUAAGCAUUACAUGCAGGGCCGGUCUGCCCCGCAGGCUUUACAGAAAACUGCCGUCUGUGGUUCCCAACCGUCAGGUCAUCGAGAAGGCGAAGUUGUCCCAGCCGACGCCGCCCUACACCUCCAACUAGACGCUUACGAGCGAAGGAAGGAGGAAAAUGGACGACACAUUUUCCGCGCCCAAUAG